Phoenix dactylifera (date palm) is the source of this 3132-nucleotide messenger RNA. NCBI's taxonomy places the organism in Eukaryota, Viridiplantae, Streptophyta, Magnoliopsida, Arecales, Arecaceae. The record is from RefSeq and is a predicted model, not a curated record.
GUAUUUAAUUAGAUAUUCCCUCAAUGGUUGUGUUAAUCAUCAAAAUACCACUAUCAUCCUCAGAAGCGAAGGAGAGGACUUCCAAGAAGAGGGCGGAGGUCGAUUGCCGAGCGGCAGAGCCACCUUCCUAUCACUUUAGGGAGCCGGAGGAGGUUGAGGAUCUAGAUGAGGAGGAGGCAAAUAUUCAGACGGCCAUGCACGCAAGCCUGGAUGAUCAGUGGCAGCAGGAGGAGGUGGCCAGGCAUAGGGCUCGAUUUGGGCCCUCUGCAUACGAGUCGGGCGGUAGUUCUAGGAGCACUAGACAAGAUCCAAAGUUCUUGAGGACAACUUCAGUCAGGGAGGGUAUCGGGAAAGAACGUGGUCGGACUGCAUCUAUGCUGGAUAGUUUUGGUAGCUGAAAGAAGUCAUCUAGAAGAAUUCCACAAGGAGCGACAAUUCAUGAUGUAGAUCUUCAUGCUCUUCCCAGCAGAGAUUCAAGGCAGCAGAGAGUAGACACAAUAUGGAUGAAGGAUAAGAAGAAAAUUAUGUGGCGAGCUAUUGGAUCCUGAUUUCACUUCAGCCACAUCCCAGCGAAUGUGGCAGACAAUACAUACUACAGGUCUGCCACUGCCGCCAUAUAAGCUGCCAGUCCCGGUGUAGUUCCUCCAUGCCCGAAGAACAUAUACGGUGAGCUUCUUAAUAAGAAUAAGGAGGAGCUGGAGAAUUGGAUUGACUCCUACAAGAGCAAGUGGCCCAUAUAUGGACUAACCAUCAUGUGCGAUGGUUGGACUGGUCCGACCAGGCGGAGCAUCAUCAACUUUCUGAUAUAUUGUGAUGCGAAGACCUUCUUCCACAAGUCGGUUGAUGCUUCGGCUUAUGUGCACAACACCGUGUACAUGCUGAAACUUAUGGAGGAUGUGAUUGAUCUGGUAGAAGAGGAGAAUGUCAUGCAGGUCGUCACUGAUAAUGGGCCGCAAUAUAAGGCUGCCGGGCAGGUCUUGAUGGAGCGGCGACCACAUAUUUUCUGAACCCCAUGUGCUGCACAUUGUAUCGAUCUCAUGUUGAUGGACAUUGGAAAGAUCCGUAGGGUGCAACAAAUGGUGGAGACAGCCCAACGCAUUACCAGGUAUAUUUAUAACCAUAACUGGGUCCUUUCACUGAUGAGAAAGUAUGCAGGGGGAGAGAUUCUGAGAUCAGGAGUCAUACGGUUUGCUACCAACUUCAUCGCACUUGAUAACAUACUCGAGAAGAGAGGAGCCCUACGUUAGAUGUUUACCAGUCCUGAGUGGUAUGAUAGUAGAUAUUCUUAUGCUGGCACUAAAGGGAGCAAGAUAGAAGACUUGGUGACGAGACAGUCAUUCUGGCAGCGGGCUACUACAAUAGUCAAGGCUAUCAAACCAUUAUAUGAAGUGCUGCGGGCCGUAGAUAGCGAGAUCUGCCCCCAGAUGAAGUUUUUGUAUCACAUGAUGGUCAAGUUUCAAAGGAUCAGAUUAUGAAGGCAGAUCCAGCACAUGGCCGGUCGUACAUCAACAUCAUUGAGCGACGGUGGGGAGCGCAAAUGGGUAAGAAAUUGCAUCUAGCAGCAUACUACCUAAACCCCCGGUUUCAAUACAGCAUAGAUGGAAUUGGUAUGGAUGAAACACUUCUAGAUGCUUUGCGUAAUGUGAUUUACAAGAUGGAUCAUGAUCCAAAAAAAGUGGCCCUAUGUCUUGAAGAGGUAAUUAUGAUUUCGUAAUUAACAGCAUGUGUAAGUAUAUCGGUAUCUUCAAUUAUUAACAUGGUAGAACAUGCUUAUUUUUCACAGAGCAAAUUAUUUAGAGAGGGCAGCUACGUUUUGGCCAAUGAGCGGCUGUCGUCAGCAAAUACAAUAUGAAUCCAGGUACGUGACACAUCAGGAAAACAUUCACCUGGUGUUACUUAGUUACUAUUAUGGAACUAUCAUAUAUGUAAUUUUCAUAAAUAUUUUUGCAGCUGAAUGGUGGGUGCAUUUUGGCGGGUCCGCGAGAAAUCUAAAGCGGAUAGCUAUCCGGAUCCUCUUCCAAACAGUCUCCUCUAGUGGCUGUGAGCGCAAUUGGUCCACCUUCGCCCAUAUCUACAGCAAACAAAGAAACCGUUUGACGCAAAAGCGCCUCAACGACCUUGUUUAUGUGCAUUACAAUUUGUGGUUAAGGCUAAAGUGCAUUCAGGAGGAAGGGGAGCUCAAGUAUACAGAUUCGAUUUACGGGACCUUCACCGAUGAUGACGAUGAUCCACUACUCGGCUGGCUUGUAGGCCAGCAGCAGGAGCUCGAGCUUAACGAGCCAGGAUCGCCUCCACGACCAGCUAACUUCACAGCCACCGAAGCUAGGGUCAAUCCAGAGCAAUGGGCUGAGCGCAAUAUUCCACGCACUCCCAGAGCUGAUCAGCCGCAGGCACAGGGGAGCCAGUCACCACAUGAUUGGUACGAGACACCCUCCAAAAGAGCUGAUCGAGAGAUGCUCGGCAGACAAGGGCAACAUAGCCAGACAGAAAGGGCCAGAAAAGGAAAACAAAGGGUCCCAAUGGAGAGUGUCGAGGAGGAGACUUGGACUAACAGCGAUGAAGGUUCUAGUGGUGAUGGAUCUUCUAGCCAUGGAGGAAGCGGAGGGCAGUAUGGUACUAAUGAAACACAGCCGAAGGGUGGUCUUUAUUUCACCGGUGAGUCUCAAUUUACGGAUGCUACACAGGAUACGGACCACGAUCGACCACCUGAUAAAUUUCAUGAGGAUAUCAUUGAAUAUAGAAGACGGGCUCCUCGAGGUCGUUCAGGAAGACAGGAUAUGGCUGCAGAUCCGACAGCAUACGGAUACGGAUUCUAUUAUCCACAGCCUCAGCCUGACGAAUAUGGAUAUGGUGCAUCGAGUUUUGCUUCCGCCAUAUUUGGAUGGGCCCCUACACAAUCAGAGGACACCUCUCAGAGCCAGAGCGUGAGCGAGAGAUCCGACAGUUCUUAUAACCUGGCGUGCGUUCCUUCUGAUUGGGUUGAUUUGCCUCCUCCUGACUAUACUUAUGAUACGGAUAUCUACGAGAGCCAUCGGCACUCGUCCAGAUUUUAGAUAUCCGAGAGUGUUUUAAAUGUAUGUAAAUGAUUGUAUCUUAAUUUGAAGAUAUUUUAUGUGUAUCAUUUUAUCAUUU